Molecule: messenger RNA, 379 nt
Organism: Callorhinchus milii (elephant shark)
Lineage: Eukaryota; Metazoa; Chordata; Chondrichthyes; Chimaeriformes; Callorhinchidae
Gene: dnajc27
Product: DnaJ (Hsp40) homolog, subfamily C, member 27
Molecular function (GO): GTP binding; GTPase activity
Source: RefSeq, a predicted model, not a curated record
GGGCGGGGCCGCGGUGGGGGUGUGGCCUGUGUCGGGGCUGUGGGAUGGAGACCAGGGCCCGGAGCGGCACCGCCACCGCCAGGAAGUGCUUACGGGUCAAAGUGAUCAGCCUCGGCUGUGCUGAGGUGGGCAAGGCAGCAGCAAAGACAGCUGGGAACUGCUGGGCCUCCAGCCCGGGGCCCCCAGGGAGGAGUUGAACAGAGCGUACCGGCGGUUGGCUGUGCUGUUACACCCUGACAAGUGUGUGGCACCGGGCAGUGAGGACGCUUUCAAAGCCGUGGUCAACGCUCGCACCGUCCUGCUCAAGAACAUCAAGUAACAGUGGCAAGGAGGGGGAGCCUCGCACAGCUCGGCCUGGCACAGCUCGGCCUGGCACAGC